This is a messenger RNA of Nematostella vectensis (starlet sea anemone), 1043 nucleotides long. RefSeq lists its product as uncharacterized. NCBI's taxonomy places the organism in Eukaryota, Metazoa, Cnidaria, Anthozoa, Actiniaria, Edwardsiidae. Bases 140 to 802 code for a protein of 220 amino acids. The record is from RefSeq and is a predicted model, not a curated record. The transcript has a single exon.
AUUUUUUUUUCGUGAGUUUUUUUUUGUGAUUUUAAAUAUUUUUGAUGAGUUUUAAUUUUUUAGCGAGUUUCUGUUGUAGGUCACGUGGUGGGUCAGGUGAUAGGUGGAAAAAAGCAUUAUAUAGACGUAAACGCGCAACAUGGCUGCUGCACUGAGAAAUCUCCGCGACAGUUUUAUAAAGGAAUAUUUUCAUAUGGGCUUCAGCUGCAAGGAGAUUUCUAGUUGUUUGCUGUUUGACCGUGGAAUUCAGCUUAGCGAAAGACAGAUUAAAAGAAUUUUAGCAAAGCAAAGCCUCGGAAGACGGCGUUUCAGUGACUUCGAUGACAUAAUCAAAACAAUUGAGGACGAGCUUAAAGGAAGGGGUAGCAUUGUCGGGUACCGAACUAUGUGGCAGAAACUAAUAGUUGACCAUCAACUGUCUGUUAGCAAAGAAUUUGUGAGGAACGCGUUACUCAUAUUAGAUCCGGAUGGCGUGGAGAGACGCUCGAGAAACAGACUUCGACGACGGCAGUAUGCCAAAGGGGCGAACUUUAUUUGGCCCCUGGAUGGUUACGAUAAGCUUAAACCUUACGGAUUUUGUAUACAUGGCUGCAUCGACGGUUACUCGAGAAGAAUCGUGUGGCUAGAAGUUGGACGUACGAAUAACCAUCCGGGUGUCGUAGCAAGUUAUUUUCUUGACAGUGUUGAAAGUGUAGGAGGUACGGCAAGAAUUGUCCGUGGAGAUAUGGGUACUGAGAAUGGCAGAGUAGCUGCUAUUCAGCGCUUUUUACGGGAUGAGGCCGAAGAUAGUUGGUCAGUAUAAAAAAAUUUCCUUUAUGGACGAUCGGUUUCUAAUCAGAGGAUCGAGGCGUGGUGGGGACAAUUAAGAAAGGGCUCAUCUGAGUGGUGGAUACAACAUUUCAAGGAUUUAAGAGACAGGGGUCUUUUUUGUGACGCGGAUGCUGUACACGUAGAGUGUCUAAAGUUUUGUUACAUGGGAGUGCUCCAACGCGAACUUCAAAGUGUAGCAAGACUGUGGAAUAUCCAUCUUAUUCGACCCUCAA